Molecule: messenger RNA, 1786 nt
Organism: Styela clava
Lineage: Eukaryota; Metazoa; Chordata; Ascidiacea; Stolidobranchia; Styelidae
Product: ESF1 homolog
Biological process (GO): rRNA processing
Cellular component (GO): nucleus
Molecular function (GO): RNA binding
Source: RefSeq, a predicted model, not a curated record
UUUGCAUUUUUAGAUUUCAAAAUAUCAUGGAUGAACGAUUUGAAAUAGUAAAACGUGAUCAUCGAUUUCGCCCCAUACGACAAAAACAACGUAAAAUUCAGAUUGAUAAUCGUUUUCAUGGGGUGUUUACUAAAAAGAGCUUUCGGGAACAUUUCACUGUUGACAAACGAGGUCGACCAAUCAAAGAAAGCACAUCAAAAAAUUUGAGAAAAUUUUAUCAUCUAUCGAAAGCGGAAAGAAAACGAAUUCAUAAAGAACGAAUAAAAACUCGUGCGGCACUAAAAAAACAACUGGGUGGACAUGAAUUUCAGAAUGAACAUGACAUUGAGCAAAAAGGUGAAGAUCAUAAAGUGCCAGCCAGUAAAGACAGAAUAAAUGAUUCUGAUAGCGAUUCUAGUUAUUUUAGCUCGGAGGAUGAAGAUUCUGACAUUGAUCUUGCAAGAGGUAAAGGGAAUGUUGAAUCAAGCUCAGAUGAAGAAAAUGAAGUUGAUCAGGCAUUGAAUAAUAGUAAUAUUCUUGAUCAUGACUGGGGAGAGAUGGACAAUAUGGCGCCGAGAUCAGAGGAAACGAGUAACAGACUUGCUUUGUGUGGUAUGGACUGGGACAGAGUCCAUGCAGCGGAUUUGUUUGUAUUACUAGAUUCAUUCAAGCCUUCUGGUGGAUCUAUCAAAAGCAUCACUAUUUAUCCAUCUGAAUAUGGAUCAAAGAGAAUUGCAGAGGAAGAAAAAAUGGGACCCGCAGAAUUAAAAGAAAUGAAACAGGAUGAGUUAGAGGAAGAAUGGCACAAAGAAGAAGGUGAACAAUUUAACAUGGAGAAAUUGAGACAGUAUCAACUAAACAGAUUGAAAUAUUAUUAUGCAGUCAUUGAAUGUGAUUCCAUGGCUACUGCAGAGAAAAUUUAUCAAGAAUGUGAUGGUACUGAAUUUGAGACAAGUUGUUCUAAAAUUGAUUUAAGAUUUAUUCCUGAUGGAAUGGAGUUUAACGAUUUUCCGCCAAAAGAAACUGCAGCUUCUAUGCCAGAUUUGGCUAAAUACAAACCAAUAUCUUUCAUAACUGCUGCCCUCAAUCAAACCAAAGUUAACUUGACUUGGGAUGAAACUGAUCAUAAAAGAACUGCUUUGACAAAGGGGAAGUUUACAAAAGAUGAGUUAGAAAAUAUGGAUGUUCGCGACUUUUUGGCAUCGAGUAGUAGCGACUCUGAAGGUGGUGACGAAUCUCAAUCUAUGAAUAGGAGUAAUUCAAAUAUGAAUAGUAACUCGCUUCAGCGGAGGGGUGAUAUGGAAGACAAGGAGCGUAUGGAAAUGUAUCGAAAACUGCUUCUUGGAUCUGAAGAUGAAAAAGAUGACAUUGAUAUGGAAGUUACCUGGGAACCUGACCUGAUACCAACUGUCAAACAAGAUUUGUUGAAAGAGAAACAAAAGAAAGAAAAACCUAUUUCAAUAGACAAUGGUGAAGAAACUAGUAAGGCAGAAUUAGAAAUGAUUAUGUUGGGAGAUGAAGAAACAAAUCCUGAAUUUGAAAUUGAUGUUAAUGAUGAAAGAUUUUCUGCUGUGUACCAAAAAUCAAACUUUGCAAUAGAUAGAUCAAGUUCUAUGUAUCGUAAAACUGAUGCGAUGGAAAAACUAAUUCAAGAAAGACAAUCAAGAGUUGAAAGCAGUAGUAAUACUGACUGUGUGAAGGCCCCUGAUAGAGUUGAAUCAAAUGAUGUUGAUGCACUUCUUAACUCUGUCAAAUCUAAGUCUGCGCUAUUUGGUAAGAAAAUAAAAAAUUCAAAUAAAUCCUAAAA